AUGGGCGAAAAUGCAACAGGAGAAAAUGCUCAGAAGGAUAGGAACAAGAAGUGGGAGAUGGCAUUCACGGCCCGGAUGAGGCAGAUUGUCCCUGGUCUCUUCCUGGGAAAUGUCGAGUCAUCAUACAAACGAGAAAUGCCUCAAGAGAACCAUAUCAACGCAAUUGUCUCUCUUACUGAUGCUCGAUGGGUAUGGUGGAACACUACUACAAGAGAGGCAGGCGUUCCAGAACAUCGUCACAAAUGGGUUCAGUGUGCAGAUUCGUCGACCCAAGACCUCCUUGCCCAUAUGAGUGAUAUUUGCGACUUCAUCGACCAAAUGGCAUCCCCAGCUCUUUCCUCAUUGCUCUCCUUACCCGUCGAGCACAAACAAACGAAUGACGAGCAGCGCGGUGCAGCUUCGGAGGCGAUAUUAAUUCACUGCGAUCUUGGAAUAUCACGCUCGCCGACGAUUAUCAUUGCCUAUCUCAUGCGCAAGUUCGACAUGCAGCAAGCAGACGUAUUGCAUUUUGUUCAAUCAAAGCAAAAAAUCAAGCCGAGCACGAAUUUUACUCGUCAACUUCAAGUUUGGGAGGUUAGAUACCAAGUAUGGGAGAACGAAGAUAGGACUAUCCCGAAACCAGCAUACAAAGCAUUUCUGGAACAUCGGGCCGUUCUUCUCAGAAAAAGAGGGCUCACGGGAAAUGAGCCACUUGCACCCCAGAACCUCUAA
Messenger RNA from Penicillium bovifimosum, 711 nucleotides. RefSeq names its product dual specificity protein phosphatase family protein. The record is from RefSeq and is a predicted model, not a curated record. Gene Ontology annotation, molecular function: MAP kinase tyrosine/serine/threonine phosphatase activity; protein tyrosine/threonine phosphatase activity. NCBI's taxonomy places the organism in Eukaryota, Fungi, Ascomycota, Eurotiomycetes, Eurotiales, Aspergillaceae. The coding region runs from base 1 to 711 and encodes 236 amino acids. The transcript has a single exon. Gene Ontology annotation, biological process: protein dephosphorylation; negative regulation of MAPK cascade. Gene Ontology annotation, cellular component: cytoplasm.